AACGGGAUGAGAUAUCGGAAACCUCUAAAUCCCAAAUCUCGGAAUUAGAAAAUCGGCUCACCUCUAGUAUCCACGGGUUGGAAAAAGAACGGGACGAAAUAUCUGAGACCGCUAAAUUUCAGCUUUCCGAAAUUAAACAAAAAAUGGAAGCAAAGAUACGGGAAUUGGAACGAGAACGUGACGAGAUUGAUGAAAAGGCAAAAAUUGAGAUUGCUAAAUUAAACGAGCAGUUGGACAGUAAAGUGCAACAAAAUGAACGAGAUCGCGAAGAAUCACUUGCGCUUUACAAUAAUCAAAUAUCUGAACUAGAGUCAAAAGCGCAACAAUUGGAACUAGAAAAGGACAAAUUGCUGGAAAACACAAAAAAUCAAUUAGCUGAAAUUGAACAAUCGAAAGUACUUGUACGUAAAUUAGAACAAAACAAUGAAGAAAUAACAACCAAGUAUAAAGUUUUAAAUAAAGAAUUAGAAGAAGGAUUGAUCAAAUUGAAUGUGGAAAAAAACGAAUAUCUCGCCUCUAAUUUCAAAGUCUCGGAUUCAGACGGCAACACUUUUGAAAUAACUAUAAAAGAGAAGGAAAACAUUCUUGACCGUCUUUCAAAAUUAAGAGAGAUGUUAGACACCCUAAACAAGCAGUAUGAAUCACAGAAAGAUAGAAAUCAAGAGUUAGAAUUAUCAUUAAAUUCCCUAAAUCAACAAAUUGUCCAAAAAGAUGAAAACUUUAGUAAGUUACAAAUAGAAAAAGAGCAACUUACUUUAUUAUUACAAGAGUCCGAAUUGAACUACAAUAAUUCAAAAGGUCAAAUUGUCGAGUUAACGAAUAAACUAUCAAUUGCGCAACAAGAAAUAACUCAACACCAAGACACAAUUUCAACUAUAAAAACGACAAACGAACAACUCACUAAAUUAUUGCAAGAGUCCGAAUUUAACUACAAUAAUUCAAAAGACCAAAUUGCCGAGUUAACGAGCAAACUAUCGAUUGCGCAGCAAGAAAUAAUUCAACACCAAGGCACAAUUUCAGCUAUAAAAACGACAAACGAACAACUUACUAAAGCGCAUGAAGAACUAUCGCAAAAUCACAAAAAUAUCACUUCAAAUUACGAAGAAUCAUUAAGGCAACAUAAUGAACUCGAAUUGGCUUCUUUGGCUCUGACUAAUGAGAUCAAGGAACUUAAAGGACGCGUCAGUGAACUUUUAAAACAAAAAGAUGAACUUGGCAUGACAAAUAUCGAACUUUCUAAUAAUUUAGAAAUUGCUCAAGGACAAUAUAAAAAUGCUGUUGGUGAAUUGGAACAAAUUAAAGAAAAAUACGUGACAAUAGAAAAAGACUAUGGAUUACUUGAAUCGGAUAUUGCUCAGUUACACAAUGCAAAAACUGCAGCAUUAGAAAAACUAUCGGAUGUGGAAUCACGGCUCAGUUCGUCAUUGGCGCGAGAACGAGAUAUAAAAGAUUCUCUUACGAUAGCAAAAGAAACAAUAAAUCAACGUGACGAAGAAAUAGAAAAUCUGCUAAAGCAGCAGACAGCAGAAAAAGACAAACUUAAUAAGUCACUUGCACUCUUAAAAACCACAAAGCAAAAAAUUUUGACGUUAGAAGAUGAAAAACGAGAACUGAAUGAAGAAUUUGAACGCAACCAAGAAUUAUUGACCCAACUUGAGCAAUCCAGUCAAACAUUAAAACAAGAAAUUUCACGGGCCAACAAAGAACUCGCCGCAAAAGCAGCACAAGUUACUCGACUGGAAUCCUCAAACGGAAAAUUGCAAGAGGAAAAAAAUUCAUUGUUUGAUCAGCUACAAAUAAAGCAAGCGGAGUUCGAGUCAUCGCAGUCAUUACUUGAGAACUUAACAAGUCGCACCAAUGAACUCACACAUCAGCUUAAAGAAUAUGAAGAACGUAUACAAGCGCUCGAAGAGGAGUUGAAAAUUAAUAAACGCACGUCUAGGGAUAAAACCCGGGAAGUGGAGUUACUUCAAGCUAAAGUAGCUGAAUUACGAAGAGAAUCAGAAACAAAGAUUACUGCUCUACAAGCUCAAGUGGAAACUUUGGAAUCGGAAAAAGGAAAUGUCGAAAAAGAAUUUGAGAAUAAUAAAGUAUUGGAAGAGAAUAAACUGCAAGAGUUGAAAAAUCGAUUGAUGGUUAAAGAACAAGAAGCUGAUAAUCUAUUAAAACGGUAUAAACAAGAGGAUCAUGUGAUAGCAGGAUUGGAAAAAGAAAACCAAGAUUUGAGAGAAGAAAUAAUUAAAUUACAGGAGGCGAGGAAUAAGCUGCGUGAAGAACUUUCUAAUUCUAGUGGAGAAAUGGCAAGUACCAAAUACCGCGAAAUGGAAACAUCAACACAGCGCGACAAAGAAGAAUUCAAUAAACUAUUGGAAGAAUCACGAAUGCGUGAAAGCCAUUUACGUCAUGAAAAUAAGACCUUGAAAGACGAAGUUCGCAAACUUCAAAAACUUAAUUCGACCAAUUCUGAUCGAGACCCAACCUCGCCAUCACAACCCACUUCUCCAACAUUCUUUCCCAGUCGACAAACACCGCCUAUGACACCGAUAAUACCGUCAUCCUCAUCUCUGAAUCUGUUGGGAAAUUCGUCAUCAUCUUCACUUGUGCGUGCUGACGAUGAUAUUCAUCUGGAGUAUAUUCGUAAUUUAAUAAUGAAAUUUUUGGAUGCUUCGAGAAAAGAGAGGCCAAUUCUUAUUCCAAUACUUGCGACCGUACUGCAAUUGAAGCCAGAGGAUAAGCAGAAGUUGGUCGCAAAGUACGGAUAA
Messenger RNA from Ambispora leptoticha, 2762 nucleotides. The record is from the annotation of a GenBank genome assembly. Lineage: Eukaryota; Fungi; Glomeromycota; Glomeromycetes; Archaeosporales; Ambisporaceae.